GUGUAUGUGCUGCUGCUGUGGGCAUGUCCGCUCUUUCUAUUAGUGUUGAAUGGUGUCUGGCAAAUGACGUAAUGGUUGAAGCCGGGGUCCUGACAAGCGAUAACAUUUGUGAUAAAGGGCCGGAUUGAGCUGGUGCCCCUUCUGUCUCAGACAUAUUAAACACACACAUACAUACACACACACACAGACACACACACAGACAGACAGACAGACAGACAUAGGCAUCGCGUUUGAACAACGAGCUCAGCCCGUUCCUUCCCCUCAUUCUCUCUCUCUCUUUCUGCCUCUCUCUCUCUCUCUCUCUCUCUCCUCUCUCUCUCUCUCUAAAAUCUCACUCUGCAACAACUCAGACGGUUCAUGGCUCUCACCAAAGCUCCACCAUCUUUCGAGCUGCAAAGAUUAUUACCAUCAAAUCAACAGAUAUGGUCCGGAAAAAGAAUCCACCACUGAGAAAUCUCGUGAGCCAAGGGGAAGGUGAAGUUUGCCAGGUUCCUCAGUCAGAAGCUGCUGUGAACAAGGAGGCUGCUGAGGGCUCAAGACACCCGGAUCCCAUGCAGGAACACAACAACCAACAAGAUGCACUAGACUCAAUCAACAAGGAGGAACAUUGUCUGCGUGUCACAGACGCAGCCGGCAUCAAAAGUGACUUGAAAAGCCCCGCACUGGGCGAAGGGACUGGCUUCAAUUAUGAAAGCCACAAAAAGGGAGGAAAUGUUCCAUCCUUCCCGCAAGAUGAGGUGACAGACAGAAAUAUGUCUGCUUUCUCAUCUCAGGCUGCUGGUGGAGUCUGCGAGGCCUGGAAGUCUCCUGGCAGAUCAGAACCAGAUGAUGGCGAUGGCAGGAACUGCAAUGCAUCUGGGAACUUCUCGGAAACAAACCACGCGAUCCAGGCGUCACCUAAGAGUGGGCUUGAGAAGGUCCAGCUGCUUCAGGGUGGGCCACCUGACCAUCACACUUCAAAUCCCAGCUCCGUGCCUUCAGAAAACUCUCAGGUGCUUUCAGGUGAGACUGAUGCACUUGAAAAAUCAAAAGCAGAGGAACUGACUGAUAAUCCAGAUGAGGCGCCUCUGACUCCAGAGCUGCAAGACUUCAAAUGCAACAUUUGUGGUUAUGGCUAUUAUGGGAACGACCCAACCGAUUUGAUCAAGCAUUUCCGCAAAUAUCACCUAGGUCUGCACAACCGCACCCGCCAAGAUGCGGAUCUGGACACCAAAAUCCUGGCCCUGCACAACAUGGUACAGUUCUCCCAGUCCAAAGAUUUUAAGAAACUGAGUCGAAACGCGGGCCUGCUUACGGGGAUGUUACAGGAUCUGAAUGUCCAGCGGUCUACCAUGUUAAAUGGGACCUAUGAUGUACAUGUUACAUUGGGAGGAAUGUUCAUUGGCAUUGGACGCAAAACACCAGACUGCCAAGGCAACACCAAGUAUUUCCGGUGCAAAUUCUGCAAUUUCACCUACAUGGGCAGCUCUUCUACUGAACUAGAACAGCACUUCAUGUCAACUCAUCCCAAUAAAAUGAAAAGUGUGCCUUCUGCUCUGGAAUCUGGGAAAGAUGCCAACAAAUCCGAGAAAAACGCUAGUAAAGGCACCCCUGCAGUUGAGCGCUAUUUACCUCGUCCAUCAGACCCAGAGGAUUUGGGGAAAUGGCAAGAUAAGUCUACCAUCAGGGCAGAGGAUAACACCCCCAUUGGCUACUCUGUACCCAUCAAAUCCAUGGACACCUCCAAACAAAAUGGCCUGGACGCUACCUGUUACUUCUGGUGUAGGCUUUGCAGCUUCAGUUGUGAGUCUUCAGACAGCUUAAAGCUCAUGGAUCAUUAUAACAAGCAGCACGGAGAAGAUCAACGCACUAGUUACUUUAACAGAGAUUUUUCUGACAAAAUUGCCAGCCAGGGACCUGUACUUAACCAGAAUGACUCUUCGAAAGAAAGUGAGCUUAAUGCAACUAAUAAAUCGGAUGGGGAAUUCUCUGCUAAAGCAGACAAAGGAAUAGGCUCAGUCAAAAAGAAAGAAGCCACCAACUCGACUGAGGAAAGCAUGAUGACCAGCUACAACUGUCAGUUGUGUAAAUUCAGGUACUCAUUGAGUCAUGGACCUGACGUGAUCAUUGUGGGACCUUUGCUGAGGCACUACCAUUACAGACACAACGUUCACAAAUGCACCAUUAAACACUGCCAGUACUGCCCCGGAGGGCUGUGUGGCCCAGAAAAGCACCUUGGGGAAAUCACCUACCCAUUUGCUUGCAGGAAAAGUAAUUGCUCCCACUGCGCUCUGCUGCUCUUGCACUCGUCCCCAGGGGCGGGAGGGAGUGCAAGGGUUAAACACCAGUGCGAUCAAUGUUCAUUCACAGUUCAGGAUGCAGAUGUGCUCCUGCAGCAUUAUGAUAGCACGCAUAGCACACCCCCCCCAGGCAAGGCUGAGGAGGCCAACAGCCAGGGAAGUGAUGGACAGGUGCCCGGCAAAGAGACUGAAGAACACUGUUGUACCAAAUGUGACUUUGUUACCCAAGUAGAGGAAGAGGUCUUCCGUCACUACAGGAGGGCUCAUAACUGCUACAAGUGUCGUCAGUGCAAGUGGACGGCUCCCAGCACACAGGCUUUGCUGGAGCAUUUCAACGCGGCGCAUUGCGCUGCCCCGGAGCCAGGCAGCGGCUCCACUGACACGGAGACCCCCCCUGCAACAGCCAACAGCCUCGGCCACGGCGGGGAGGGGGCCACGGUCACAGUGGAGCUGCGGCACCGCACUCCCACCCCAUCGGAGAGCCAGCCUCACCCCCCCGCAGCGGCAGCAGAGGAGAGGGACGGGCGCAGCUCCGACAAGCGCUGGUCUGACUCCUCCAAGGAAGAGGCGAGGAAAACGUCCUGGAGCGUCAAGGAGAGGGCGGCCCCCGGGGAGCUGCACCCAGGGAACAGCCCCUUCCCCGGCCAGAGCGCGCUGCCUCUGCUCAGCACCAGCCUGGCCGCCAGCCAGCAACAGGAGACCCUCAAACCCCCCGCACGCAGGGCGAUGGAAGAAGUGUUCGGGCUGCAGACCCCAGACUCCAAGAGCUUUCCCAGCGGGGCGUCCGUGCAGCCUCUCCCCGGAGCAGGAGCAGGAGGAGGGGAGAGGGAGAGGGACAAGCGGGCUCUCACCUCACAGUAUCCCACAAGCACAGAGCUCAAGUCCAGAGAGGAGUCCCAGACACUGCUGCGGAGACGAAGAGGCUCUGGAGUGUUCUGUGCCAACUGCCUGACCACAAAGACCUCUCUUUGGCGAAAGAAUGCAAACGGUGGAUAUGUAUGCAACGCAUGUGGGCUGUACCAGAAGCUGCACUCGACUCCGAGGCCUUUAAAUAUCAUCAAACAAAGUAACGGGGAGCAGAUUAUUCGACGACGCACAAGAAAGAGGCUUAACCCUGAAGUCCUCCAAACAGAUCAAGUAAACAAACAGCAGAGGGUGAACAGCGAGGAGCAAUCGAAUGAUGGUUCCCUGGAGAGGAAACCUGAUGACCACCCUGCUGACGGUCAACACCGAGAGCAGCAGCAGCCUAGCCUGAGCAAACUUGACAUGUAUGGUUCAGUCAGUAAACCGCACCAUGGCCAAACAGCAUUGGUGGUUGGCCAGACUGCAGACCUUCACAGGAGGAUGCAACCUCUUCACAUCCAGGUGAAGAACCCUCAGGAAAGCAGCGGCGAUUCAGGAAAUUGUUUGCCUGUUUCGGAAGGAAAAGGAGGUUCAGAACGAGGGAGCCCUAUAGAAAAAUACCUUCGACCUACAAAGCACCCAAACUACUCUCCUCCAGGAAGCCCUAUUGAGAAGUACCAGUAUCCAUUAUUUGGUUUUCAGUUUGUGCAUAGUGAUUUACAAAAUGAAGCUGACUGGUUGCGGUUCUGGAGUAAGUAUAAGUUGUCUGUCGCUGGAAAUCCACACUACAUGAGCCAUGUCUCUGGCCUCCCGAACCCCUGCCAAAACUUUGUGCCUUAUCCUGCCUUUAACCUGCCUCCGACUUACUCAUCCCAUGGACCUGAUAAUGACAUUCCUUUGGAUCUGGCGACAAAGCAUUCCAGAUCAGGACCAACCGCAAACGGUGCCACAAAGGACAAAAUCACAGCGUCGGUAUCCACGAAGGAGGAGUGUGGGGAGAACGCGGUAAAAACGCCGGACAAAGUUGACAAAGGCACUCAAGAUGAAUCGCUGACAAAGUGCAUCCACUGCAGCAUUCUCUUUAUGGAUGAAGUAAUGUAUGCAUUACAUAUGAGUUGCCAUGGUGAAAACGGACCCUUCCAGUGUAGCAUAUGCCAGCAUUUCUGUACAGACAAGUAUGACUUUAUGACACACAUUCAGAGGGGCCUACAUAGAAAUGUGCAAUCUGAUAAAAAUUGCAAGCCUAAGGAAUAGAACUCUAGUACUGUAACCCAGUGAGUACACGUUGCAUUUUAGAAUUUGGGAGAACAAUCAGAAUAUUAUUUUUCUAAAAAAAAGGAAAUGUAAAACAUUUGAAAAUGAU
Molecule: messenger RNA, 4485 nt
Organism: Callorhinchus milii (elephant shark)
Lineage: Eukaryota; Metazoa; Chordata; Chondrichthyes; Chimaeriformes; Callorhinchidae
Gene: trps1
Product: trichorhinophalangeal syndrome I
Exons: 6
Coding region: 423-4376 (1317 amino acids)
Biological process (GO): regulation of transcription by RNA polymerase II
Cellular component (GO): nucleus
Molecular function (GO): RNA polymerase II transcription regulatory region sequence-specific DNA binding; DNA-binding transcription factor activity; zinc ion binding
Source: RefSeq, a predicted model, not a curated record